Molecule: messenger RNA, 3315 nt
Organism: Symbiodinium necroappetens
Lineage: Eukaryota; Dinophyceae; Suessiales; Symbiodiniaceae
Source: the annotation of a GenBank genome assembly
GACUGGGCGGAUGCGCUCCUCCAACAGGACUGGGAGGCUCGGCGUCAGGCCGUGCAGGCGAUUGGCCGGCUGCCCAAAGCGCAGGGCGACUCGCGAGCCCUGGAGAUUUCUCCCUCAACCUGGUUCGGUGGCUGGCCGUUACAGUUGACCACGAGCAUCCUAGUGCGCAGCAGCCAGGGAAAAUUCGAAGGCCUUGUGGCAGGAGUUCUCUCCUACAACAUCGGCCUCUUGCACUACGAGCACCACGACAUCUUAAAGAACACGACUUGGGAGCUUUUGAUUUACACGAUUCUCCGAGAGACUGAGGAAACGCGCGAGGUUUGCAACAGACGCGGUGCUGCUGAAAGCCUGGUCAAGGACGAGAACGGGGACCUGGACAACGAGCUAUUCUUCGAGCGUCUGAAGUUGUGGUACAGGGUCUACGACGAUGGAGUAGAUGAGCCUGUGAGGUUGGCAAGGCCAGACGGUACCGUGGACGUGGGAUCAGAUGGUUUGGUCCUGCUGAGCGUGGAGGAAGUUCGGGACCCAGCUGAUCCCAACAUCAUACUCCAACGGGCCAUACCGUCCCGAGUGCAGGCGCUGCGCAAUGCUUUGAGAGACGUCCUCAGCAUGAGCGACCAGGAAAUGGUUUCGACGGCGAUCCAAGGGGCCUGGGCUUUCAACAAGUUCAUCGAUGACGUGAAGCUCCAGAUCCAAGGAGACUUGAGGAGGUUUCAAGAAGCCAGAGCUCUCUCGUUGCGUCUGGUGAUGCGGAAAGACGACCAUGGUGAGAGCUACUGCCAGAACGAUGAUGCCGAAGAUCCUGGAGAUGUCAGUGCGACCUGGGACGACACCGGCAAUGGGUCGAAGAGCCCGACUUCAGCGACACGGGACUAUGACGCCCAGGAGCACCCGGACUACCGUGGCGAGAUUGCAGAGGUAGAUGAGGACACCGACAACAUCUCCGAAGAAGAAGGCUACCCAAUCUGGGAUCAAGUCGAGAAGGCGGACGAGGAUGAAGUGAAGCAGUUUGUGGAAACCACGAGUCGUUUGAGAACGCCCGCCGGAACGCCGGGACUUUUUGAUACCAUCGUGAUCGAUGCCACAUGGAUCCGGAAGUCGAACAGAUAUCCAGACGGGCAGAAGGACAUGCUCAGCGCUCGCAGCACGACGGCCAUAGCGGGCUUUCUCAGAGGACUCAGUUUCGAGAAGGUUCGAGAGAUGCUGAUGGCCCGUGGCAUCAAGACACCGGUGCGCAGAGUGGCCAUCAUAGCACCGGCCAAUGUUUGGCGGCAUCUGGCUAAGUUUGAUGCCCGCUUUAAUCGGCUCGGCGUGACCAAAGUGACAGACUUCGUGUUGAGAUGCAUCAAACCGGUCUAUGGCUUGAGUGACGCGCCGCUGGCUUUGCAGCUGUGCAUGCGUACCCACUUUGGAGCAGAAGGGAACGACGGCUACUCCUCCGGGGUCACCACUCAUGUCGAUGACUGCGGCGCAGCUGGAAAACGCAAGUGGCUGGACGAGCAGUGUGCUCUGCUGGUGGCUAUAAGUUCGGGAAGGAACUACGCCCAGGAAGACGUGCUUGUCUUGCUGUGUGAAGAUAAGCUGAGCAAGCGCAGCCGUGAUGAUGAACGUGUUCUGGAAGACCACGACACCCGUCUCCUGGGUGGACGAUCGCACAUCUUGUGGGGCCAUGGUGCGAAAGCCAAGCGCAUCAGCUACCCGAGGUCUCAUGCCGGGACUGGCUGCCAUAUCUGGCUUGCAGGCCAGCACACUAGUCGCAGUACGGCCAAAGCCGAGCUGAUGUAUCUUCCGGGCCGAGCUUCCUUGCAGGCUCUCAUUGGAGCACGGCAUCCCACGACUGCCGGUCGACGCCUACACCGACUGCAGAGAUUUUCUUCGAGUUGGCCUGUGGGGACAAGUCAUGACAAGUCUGUGGCCCAGGACAAGAACCAGCGGCUGUAUGUGCUGGUUUUCCGAGAGGCCAGAAUGAUGGGCCGAAUUCGGUUCAUGAUCCUAUGUCCCACGCAGUCGAUGAGGGCGGAUGCUCUGACCAAAUCUAGGGUCUCCCCUCCGUUAAUGAAGCUCUUGACUUGCGGCGAUGUCGAGUUUUUCAACGAAGGUGACCAGAAGAUGACUUUGAGGUCGCUUCCCAGACUGGCGACAGUGCACGAGAAACACUUUGGCAUGACCGACAAACAGCUCAUCCGCGAGGUCGCCACUCUGGCCGCUUCUUCGUACUUGGCAACCUGCAAAACAAGGUUCCUUUGGACUACUUUCAUGUUGUUUGCGGCUAUGUUACCGACUACCUCUGCGAACUCUUUCGGCGGCUUCGAGUUCUACUACCACUUCCAGCAUUUCCUCUUACCUCGGCCGAUGCACCUUUUCCGCAGAGAAGUGCAACCACCAGCCGCGUGCAUGGAUGUGACGCUUGUUUGCAGCUGCAUCGGCGACUCGGAUGCCUUAGUCCGACGUGCAGCGCUGGAUGCAGGCGUGCGGCUUCUCAUCCCAGCGCCUGUCAGCGAAGACGCCUCAGAAGAGGAAGCCAGCGCGGCCGCAAAAGCUUUGACACAGGUGCAAUGCUCCGAGCUGUGCUGCAGCUUCGUUGAGAAGGUGUUGCACCUGCUUCGAAGAGACGAGGACUGGGGCGUGCGCCGAGUGGCGAUGGCCUCGCUGGCUGCGGCUGCGCCCCGCGGCUGCGAGGGAGCGCUGGUGGCGCUACAGCCUUUCCUCACCGACACCGACGACGACGUGCGUGCGGCAGCAGCUGCUGCAGCUGGACGCUUGGCGCCUCUGGGUGAUGAGGCUUGGAUUACUCCUUUGCUGAAACUUCUCGAGGACGAUGACGAGGCCGUCCGACAGGCUGCACUACUGGCAGUGGCGCGUACAGCGCCCAAAGGCCACCGGGGUGCCUUGGAGGCGGUGGGAGAUCUAAUGGACGACGAUGACGCUUUGGUAUCAGCUGUCUGUUCCCUGCACCUAGGACAAAGUCAGGCGCCUUGCGGCAACAACGCUACGCGCCUUACGCAGAUGAAAAAGUUUGAGCAUGAAAGCGAGCUUUACGGAUUCUCCAAUAUCAAUACGGGUGAAUGGACAGAUGGACUGGUGGCACUUCUGGUGCGAGAGGCCGUAAGCGACACUUCGGACAGCAAGAAAUGGGUGGUCUUUGACGGGCCUGUGGAUGCCAUCUGGAUCGAGAACAUGAACACGGUGCUGGAUGACAACAAAAUGCUCUGCCUCGCGAAUGGCGAGCGCAUCAAGCCCGGCACUCGGCUCCCACCGACCAUGACCAUGCUCUUCGAGGUGGCCGACCUGAAGGAGCUGGGCAGAGAAUUUUAA